Messenger RNA from Carassius auratus (goldfish), 1158 nucleotides. RefSeq names its product perlwapin-like. Gene Ontology annotation, biological process: antibacterial humoral response; innate immune response. The record is from RefSeq and is a predicted model, not a curated record. Gene Ontology annotation, cellular component: extracellular region. Bases 102 to 1031 code for a protein of 309 amino acids. The transcript has 10 exons. NCBI's taxonomy places the organism in Eukaryota, Metazoa, Chordata, Actinopteri, Cypriniformes, Cyprinidae. Gene Ontology annotation, molecular function: serine-type endopeptidase inhibitor activity.
CUGUUCUCAAACACACCUGAACAAGUUAACCAGGGUCUUCAAGAUUAGGCCACUAGCCCACGGGCAGCACAUUGUCCAGUGAGAGAUCGCAGGUCGAGAAGAUGAACGCUCGAGUGUGCUGCUCGUUGAUCGCUGUUUUGUUGUGUCUCUCUGUGUGCUUGAGCACAACAGAUGCCAAAAAACAUGUCAGAGGAAAACGAAAUGCUCGUUUGUCACCAGCAAAGCCAGGAGUGUGUCCUGAUGACAAAGACAUGAUAGGAGCGUGUGUCGAGAAGUGUUUUGGUGACCGUGAAUGUCCAGAUGAUCAGAAAUGCUGCAGCAAUGGAUGUGGACAUCAGUGUAUGCCUCCAUAUACAGAAAAGCCAGGAGUGUGUCCAAAAAUGAAUCUUAAAGAUUGUGCUCAGUUGUGUUCCCAAGACGGUCAAUGUCCGGGUGAUCAGAAAUGCUGCAGCAAUAAAUGUGGACAUCGGUGUGUGCCUCCAUAUAAAGAAAAGCCAGGAGUGUGUCCAAAAAUGAAUCCUAAAGAUUGUGCUCAGUCGUGUUCCCUAGACGAUGACUGUCUGAAUGAUCAGAAAUGCUGCAGCAGUGGAUGUGGACGACAGUGUAUGUCUCCAUAUAAAGAAAAGCCAGGCGUGUGUCCAAAAAUGAAUCUUAAAGAUUGUGCUCAGUUGUGUUCCCAAGACGGUCAAUGUCCGGGUGAUCAGAAAUGCUGCAGCAAUAAAUGUGGACAUCGGUGUGUGCCUCCAUAUAAAGAAAAGCCAGGAGUGUGUCCAAAAACCAAUCUUAAAGAUUGUGCUCAGUCGUGUUCCCUAGACGAUGACUGUCUGAAUGAUCAGAAAUGCUGCAGCAGUGGAUGUGGACGACAGUGUAUGUCUCCAUAUAAAGAAAAGCCAGGAGUGUGUCCAGUGUCUUUCGCUGGAGUAAAAGGACUGUGUGCAGAAGAGUUGUGUGUCAGUGACUUUGACUGUCCAGGAAAUGAGAAGUGCUGCAGCUCUUUUUGUGGAGGACGUAUGUGUACACCUGCAUCUUAAGACAGAAGUGUCCCAGACACCGGUGGACACGCAGAGAACAUGACAAUUUAACCAUUGGAAAAAGCCACCCCCAAUCUUGUACUUCAGGUCUUUUUUGUCUUCCACAAAUAAAUCUGUUUAAAGGUCU